UUGGAGUCGAGGAGGCGGAGGAGGAGGGGGCGGAGGAGGAGAGGAGGGUGGGGGCAGCUCAUUGCUCUACGUAACCCUUCCUAAAAGCCUCGACACCAUCCUGGAAUAGUUGUUUUCUUUAUUUCUUUAUAUAUUUUUUUCACCUGUUUUUUUUUUUUUUUUUUUUGCUUCAAACUUAACACCCAAGUUGCUGGAACCGCUGCUGUGGCUCCACUUUCCCCCGGCCCCUCUCUCCUGUAGCGCUCACUAUCGACAUGGAAGAUGGUCCGUCUUCGACAAGCUGUUUCAGAAGGUUAACGGACUGUUUCCUGGGUGCAAGCUUGACAGAUGAGAAAGUGAAGGCCUACCUCUCAAUGCAUCCGCAGAUGCUGGACGACUUUGUGUUGGAAAGCGUGAGUGCAGAGACGUUAGACAGAUGGCUGAAGAGGAAGACCGACAGCAGCAGGCCUGCAGAUGACACAUCAGCUAAAGAAGUCAGCAGGUACCAGGACACAAAUAUGCAGGGUGUGGUGUACGAACUCAACAGCUACAUGGAGCAGCGACUGGACACUGGAGGAGACAACAAACUCCUGCUCUACGAGUUGUGCAACAUCAUCAAAACAGCAACGAAGGCUGAUGGAUUUGCACUUUAUUUCUUGGGAGAAUGCAACAAUAGUUUAUGUUUGUUCACUCCAACGGGGGCUAAGGAUGGCCCCCCAAGCCUCAUCCCCUCUGGCCCCAUCACAUUAGGAACAACCAUUGCCGCUCACGUUGCCAAGACUCGUAGAACACUGCUAGUAGAAGACAUCAUAGGGGAUGAACGAUUCCCCCAGGGCACAGGGCAGGACUCAGGGAUCCACGUUCACUCUGUCCUGUGCCUCCCCAUCCUCACUGCCAUCGGGGACCUCAUUGCCAUCCUGGAGCUGCAGCGGCACUGGGGCAAGGAGCCCUUCAACCUCAGCCACCAGGAGGUUGCAACAGCAAACUUAGCAUGGGCUUCGGUUGCUAUUCAUCAAGUACAGGUGUGCAGAGGCCUCGCCAAACAGACUGAACUGAAUGACUUCCUACUAGAUGUGUCAAAAACAUACUUUGAUAACAUUGUGGCAAUAGAUUCUCUACUUGAACACAUUAUGAUAUAUGCAAAAAACCUGGUGAAUGCAGACAGAUGUGCACUCUUCCAGGUUGAUCACAACAAUAAAGAGCUGUACUCGGACCUGUUUGACAUUGGGGAGGAGAAAGAAGGCAAACCUGUCUUUAGGAAAACCAAAGAAAUAAGGUUUUCUAUAGAAAAAGGAAUAGCAGGACAAGUGGCCCGAACAGGAGAAGUUCUUAAUAUCCCAGAUGCCUAUGCAGAUCCAAGGUUUAACCGAGAGGUGGACCUCAAAACUGGUUACACCACCCGAAACCUCCUGUGCAUGCCCAUCGUGAGCAGGGGGACUGUUAUAGGUGUGGUGCAGAUGGUAAACAAACUAAGCGGAUGUGCCUUCACUAAAACAGACGAGAACAACUUUAAGAUGUUUGCUGUCUUUUGUGCUCUGGCCUUACACUGUGCAAAUAUGUACCACAGGAUCCGGCAGUCUGAAUGCAUAUACAGAGUAACGAUGGAAAAACUGUCUUAUCACAGCAUCUGCACGUCAGAAGAAUGGAAGACUCUUUCUCAGCUCAACCUCCCUACACCCAUUUAUAAAGAGAUUGAAAUGUUUCACUUUGAUAUCAGUCCCUUUGAAGAGAUCUGGCCUGCAGUUUUCAUCUACAUGGUCCAUAACUCCUGUGGAAAGACCAGCUUUGAGCUGGAGAAAUUGUGCCGGUUCACUAUGUCUGUGCGGAAGAACUACCGACGUGUGCCCUACCACAAUUGGAAGCACGCCGUGACGGUGGCACACUGUAUGUAUGCCAUCUUACAGAAGACCACUGGGACGUUCACAGAGCUGGAGAAGAAAGGUCUGUUAGUCGCUUGUCUGUGUCACGACCUGGACCACCGGGGGUACAGCAAUGCCUACCUGCAGAAGUUUGACCAUCCGCUGGCUGCUCUGUAUUCCACCUCCACCAUGGAGCAGCACCACUUCUCUCAGACUGUCUCCAUCCUGCAGCUGGAAGGGCACAAUAUUUUCUCCAACCUGAAUUCCAGUGAGUACGAGCAGGUGCUGGAGAUCAUCAGGAAGGCUAUCAUCGCCACCGACCUGGCCCUGUACUUCAACAACCACCAGCAGCUGUCGGAGCUGCUGCUCUCUGGUGGGCUGGACUUCAACAACCACUCCCACAGGGACCGUGUGAUUGGUCUGAUGAUGACAGCAUGUGACCUGUGUUCUGUUACCAAGCAAUGGCAAGUCACACGACUCACAGCCAACGACAUCUACGCCGAGUUCUGGGCAGAGGGUGAUGAGAUGAAGAAGAUUGGGAUGCAGCCCAUCCCUAUGAUGGACCGGGACAAAAAGGACGAGGUUCCGCAAGGACAAGUGGGUUUCUACAAUGCUGUUGCGGUUCCAUGCUACACAACAUUAGCAGAACUUUUCCCUCCGUCCAGUCCUCUUCUAAAAGCCUGCAAGGAGAACUUGGGCCAGUGGGAGAAGAUUGCACGAGGUGAGGUGGAGGAUGUUGUGCCUACUCGAACUCGUGAUUCUGGCCCUGUCAAGGUGGACAACUGAGUACCAAAGGGGUUCCUGGCCCACCAAAGGAACAGAACCUGCAUCCUGCCACGGCCCUGGAAUUUUGUACUUUUAAGAGGAGGAGGAGCCCACAUCGUGAGCGAACAACAGCUAAAUCAGCUUAAGGCAACUUGACUUUACAAAAACACACGGUUACCUCAUAGGGUGACAGAGGUGUCAACACUGGCAGUUUCACCAAUCACACAGACUGACUGACAGCUGAUGGAACUAAGGGACUUGACACGUGACCCUGCGUCCACUCAGUUUGAGAAUUUAUUUGGUAGAAUGGACCUGUGCUUGUUUUGGUUGUUUUAUUAUUAUGUGUCAUUUCUUUGACUCUUUUAUGGUCUUGUAUUUGCAGAGGCCUUACUCUGAACCUUUUGCAGGCAAUAUGUGAAAUCCUGUUGACGAUUCAACAAGAUUCAACUUUAUUUUAUUUUUUUAAACGGUACUGUUUGCCUUCUGUGGUAGGUUUAUCGUACAGGCACUACUUCAGCAAACGUUUCCCAGAGACAGAAGGAAUGUGUAGAGCAGAUGUAUGGUGAAAUGCUGCCUUAAUUAGAAGGUGGUUUUUCAGAUUUUAUUUUAUUUUUUUAACACUUUUAGAGCAAAGAUCCUUUGCAGUACUUGAAAAAAAUAGUGAUACAGCCUAUUCUGGGAGAUCGCAGGAAUCCCCCUGCAGCAUAUUUCACGAAAACGUGGAUGAACUGUGAUGAAAUGAGUUUGAUAAUGUUGACAUAUCUGAAGGCAAUCACAGGAUAGUCAUAAUGUUUCUCCCUGUGGUGGACCACACAGCACUGUCCCCAGAUCCCCUUAGAUUCAGUGACCUGUUUUACAGUAAAUCUUUUUUUUCAUCAUCAUCAGAUCAUCUGAUCCCAUGUCUACAGUCUAAGUCAAUAGAAUUAGUUACUAGAGUUACUAGAACAGUCCGAAUUCACACAUUCACAAAUUAUGCUAGAACAUGAGAGUAAUAUUUAAUUUAUCAGUUAAGUAUAUUGUGGGGUUUUGGCCAUGAGUUGAAGCAUUUCUCCCUGAAAUAUUGUAGGUGUGUCCAAACGGCUAAGACCGAUGUGAAUAGCGGUCCAGUGUGUAGGAGAUGGGGACACAUAGUGGUGAGAUGGUAACAAACACAUAUAGAGCCUGUUAUUGAACUAUAGUGACCUUUGUGUUCCAGAAAGGAAGAUGUUUUUUUUUCACUAUUUAUUUUGUCAGUUUUAAUAUAAAUAGAUAAGCUCACUCACUCUGGCUGUUUUUUUUUCUGUUCAUAAUAGUGAUGGUUUAAUUAAUGGAUUCUCCCAAGGUCACUUGUUUUUCCCUCCUGCUUGUCAGCAUCUUUAUCACAUCUCCGUGUUUCUUUUACCUUACUUUUCCUUUUGAUUUUGUUCUUUCAAAAUCACAGCAUCUUUAGUGCAGCCAUUUCAGACGUGUUUUUAUUUUUAGACACGUCCACUUUUGUAAAACCUUUAUCUUGUCACACACAACCUUACCACUGAUCUUUGAUCUCACUUUUUCUUUAGCACUUUUAUGCACUUUCUUUUGCUUUAAAUGAUUGAUUCCAGAUAUUUAAAACUGUUAAUCUUUGAAAGUUUUCCCUUUUCUCCUCCUGCAUCUUCCUCUUCCUUUUCCUUACACUUGUUUGUCAUUCCAACUGCCAACAUCCUCCUUGUCCUGCAGUCCUUAUACAGGUCGUGCACUGCCAUCACAUACUUCUCUGCCACUCCUGACUUCCUCAGCAGCCUGUGACCUUGUGGCUACAGGGCUGCCAGUUUGUGGAGAAAAUACUCAAACCCUUGUGCAGUAAAGUGCAGGCACUGCUCCCAUUUCACAAAUGGGUUUUACAGGGAGGAUGCAUUGGUUGUGUACAGCAAUAAAAAUAAAGUCGAUCUAUCUCUCAAACAGUAUCACAGUUCCCUCUUUGGGAACUGGUUCAUUCCUAAUAUAAUUUUACCAAAAAAAUGCUGGUGAACCUAUAUAUCUGACACAAGACCUGAAAGAUGAAAGGGUGGUGAAUUUAAAUGGUGUAAUUAAAUUGAGCAUUGAGGGCUGGGUUAGCUAGCAGCCUAUGUGGUCUUUUUUUCCCUAACAUUUGUCAGUGUCCUUGCUGGUGACAACACUGAACUUUGUCCAUUUCGUUCUCCACAUAGCAGCUUCACUGGCAGCUCUGUAACUGUGAGCUUAUGGAACUGCAAGAAGAGAGGAGGAAUGUAGGUUUUUAACUUUUUUUCCCUCAGUCUCCAUCGUCACACCAGGGAGGACACUUGGACUCUUUCUUUCAGAUGCGUUCCCAAAAUCUUCCAAGAGGACAUAAUUAUUUUUAUGAAAAUGUCAAUCCAGUGGACAAUUUUCCCUCCAAGGAUUAAUCAUUUCUUUCACGACUGGUACUGUGCUCCUAGCCACCUCACCUCGCAUCAUUACCCCCCCACCCCCACCCCCGUGAAUGUACACUUGGAUGAAUGUUUUGUUGAUACCAGAUCCUUACUGGGGGCAUGUGGGUUCACAGCACCCUGUCAGUUUCAGUGAUGUGCUCUGUGUGACUCAUAAGAAUGGCUUCCAGUUAGAUUCAGCCAAGAGCAACAACUCCAUGCACCUAAGGAGACGUUUAUAUUUGCGUAUGCUGCGUACAAACAUACGAAAUACUUUGAACAGUACAUUUGCUCUGACGGUGCUAAAUUGAAUUGAAUUUAUUGUGUGUGUGUGUGUGUGUGUGUGUGUGUGUGCGCGCAUGCACAAAUGUGGGAGAAGGAGAAAGAAAGCUGAUGAUCUCUGCCCCUCUGCCCUCCCCACACCCUUCCUCACCCCUCUCUCCCCCCUUUACGAGUAAAUGGUUAAGUCCAUAACACUGCACUGUCUGUUCUACUUUUCAGCACCAGAUAUAUCCCAUUGUCUGCACUAUGUUUAGCUUAUGAUCUUUAUCAAUAUUAUUAUUGAUGAUAAAUAUUAUUAUUGCUGUUAUAACUAUUGUUAUUUUCUUAAUUAGAGUUACAUUUAAAUUAACUUAUAUUUUUAUACAAAAUGAAAUAAAUGUUUGUCUUUUUGUUUUGUACAGAGCAAACAUCAAUAUAAACAACACCAUCUGGACAUGUUACUGUUACCCAGAAUAACUGAGGAAUGUCUCAACUGUAAAUGUAAGAGCAGUAGUCCAAAAGAAUUUUAUUAAAUACCUGAAAAGAACA
Messenger RNA from Cynoglossus semilaevis (tongue sole), 5797 nucleotides. It is a transcript of the gene pde10a, whose product is annotated as phosphodiesterase 10A. The record is from RefSeq and is a predicted model, not a curated record. Gene Ontology annotation, biological process: signal transduction. The transcript is spliced from 22 exons. Bases 255 to 2624 code for a protein of 789 amino acids. Gene Ontology annotation, molecular function: protein binding; 3',5'-cyclic-nucleotide phosphodiesterase activity. Lineage: Eukaryota; Metazoa; Chordata; Actinopteri; Pleuronectiformes; Cynoglossidae.